AUGCUGAGACAAGAUGCUAGAAAUCCUUGUGGCCACCCUCAUCCUGAAAGUGAAACUAAAAACAACAGCCUGCCCGAGGAGAAGCUGGGUGGUUUUGAAGGUAAGACUCAAAGUGCAAUCAACCCCCUUGAUCUGAUAACAUCCGUCUUCAUAGCAGCCAACCCAUUUCUUCAGCAAGAGAUGUUUGUGCACAUGUCACAAUGUAAGUUUGCUGUACCUCUGGUCCUUCCUAGGAUUCAUCCAGAAGAACCCAGUCAAUUCCUUCUUUGGCCUUCAAGAAGCGUUGUGGGUCAGUGGAGAUCUCACUCUCUGGAAACAAACCUGAGACUCUCCAAUGGUUUAAUAGCAAUUGGAUGGUACCUACCCAACGGAGAGGUCAGAGAUAUUUACCCUGUCCCUUUGGCUCUGUCUAAUCUACGUGGUGAUGUUAGUGCACAUGAAAAACACCUUAAGCUUCUAUGUCAAAUAUCCUCAGCUGAAGUGAAGACAGCACAGUGGGAUCUGUUGCUCAGAAAAGCUAACAAUUACUGGAGGUAUGUAUUGGUGAGGUUCAAUGAGAGAUUUGCAGACAAAGUCAAGCAGAAGCCUGCAAGGAUUCCUGAGGAGUGGCGGAUGAUCACUCAGGAGGAGGUCAUAAUGAGUUUGAACAAGGUCUUCCCCAACAAAGAUGGCUGCUAA
Austrofundulus limnaeus is the source of this 678-nucleotide messenger RNA. NCBI's taxonomy places the organism in Eukaryota, Metazoa, Chordata, Actinopteri, Cyprinodontiformes, Rivulidae. The record is from RefSeq and is a predicted model, not a curated record.